AUGAUUUGGAAUGUACGCUUUGUGGAAGAUGGUUGGUGGGACAUUGACAAGCUUCGUGAUGCUCUUACUGAUGAGCUUGUCCAGAAAGUGAUUGGUACACCUGUUGGGUUUAAUAGCAAUUUGCAAGACAUUCAAAUUUCUCGACCUGCGGCAAAUGGGAUGUUUACUGUUAAAACUGCUUAUGAGUUGUUGGUUGCUAGGCAUGGCUGGAGCGACCCCCUCUGGGAGCAUCUUUGGAGGUUGAAAGUUCCCCCUAAACUAAAGUUCUUCUUAUGGUUGGUUUGCUAUGGGAAAAUUCUUUCUAAUGAGCAUAGGUAUAAAAGACAACUUACUUUGGAUCCCUCCUGCAGCAUUUGUGGUGGUAGUUCAGAGACGGUUCUUCGUAUCCUAAGAGAGUGCCCACAAGCUAAAGAGGUAUGGAGAGCUAUUUUGCUUCUUUUGCAAGUCCCUCAUUUCUUCCAGCAUGAUUUGCAGCCUUGGUUAUCCUGCAAUAUACUUAAUAAGAACAAAGGUUGUGCAGGCUUGCCUUGGAAUACAAUUUUUGGUUUUACCUGUUGGUAUAUUUGGAAGUGGAGAAAUCAUUGUGUUUUUAAUAGUGAGGAGGCUCUACCUUAUUGCCCCCAAAAUACUAUUUUGAAAGCUGCUAAUGCUAAGGAGUGGUUAUUGCAUGCUUAUGUGUCUCAACCUCAAAAACUGAAAGUGUUGGUUUCUCUUGCUUGGGUUCCACCUGAUGUGGGAUGGUUCAAACUGAAUGUGGAUGGCUCUCGGAGAUUUUCUAGCGGCACUAUUGGGACUGGAGGGGUACUUCGUAACUGUAACGGGGAUUGGGUUGAAGGCUUUACUGCUAGUUUGGGUCAAGGGCAGGUUUUGGAUGCUGAAAUUUGGGGUUUAUUCUUUGGUCUGAAGUUAGCAGUGGCUUGCAACAUCUCUCAUCUUACUGUGGAGAUGGACUCUGCUUUAGUGGUGCAGCUCAUACAAAUGACUGACCCCAUUCUUUUCCAUCCUCUAACUGGCAUUGCUUGGCUUAUGGAAGCUUCAAUAGAGUUCUACGCUUCUGUAUUUAUGAUGCUGCUCGUGGUUGGUUAG
Molecule: messenger RNA, 1086 nt
Organism: Prunus armeniaca (apricot)
Lineage: Eukaryota; Viridiplantae; Streptophyta; Magnoliopsida; Rosales; Rosaceae
Source: the annotation of a GenBank genome assembly